Amblyraja radiata (thorny skate) is the source of this 3439-nucleotide messenger RNA. It is a transcript of the gene tbl3, whose product is annotated as transducin beta like 3. Gene Ontology annotation, molecular function: protein binding; U3 snoRNA binding. The coding region runs from base 107 to 2872 and encodes 921 amino acids. The transcript is spliced from 23 exons. NCBI's taxonomy places the organism in Eukaryota, Metazoa, Chordata, Chondrichthyes, Rajiformes, Rajidae. Gene Ontology annotation, cellular component: 90S preribosome; small-subunit processome; nucleolus. The record is from RefSeq and is a predicted model, not a curated record. Gene Ontology annotation, biological process: endonucleolytic cleavage to generate mature 5'-end of SSU-rRNA from (SSU-rRNA, 5.8S rRNA, LSU-rRNA); endonucleolytic cleavage in 5'-ETS of tricistronic rRNA transcript (SSU-rRNA, 5.8S rRNA, LSU-rRNA).
GCGUCAGCGCGCGCCGGAAGUGGGCCGCGGCUGGCAACGUGCGUGCGGGGAAGACGGAGCGGCUCCAUGGCGGCGGAGGCGAAAUAGACCCAGACCCGCCUGAACCAUGGCUGCCGGCGGAGUGCGCUUCAAGACCAACUAUGCUGCUUCCAGCAGAAUUGAACCAUUUUACAAAGGAGGAAAAGUACAGAUGAAUAAUGAUGGAACAUAUUUGUUCUGCACAUGUGGAACAAAGAUCAAUAUCUUGGAUGUUGGAACAGGGAAGGUCUUCAAGAGCAUUGAACAGGAAGAUCAAGAAGAUAUUACCAGCUUCAGUCUAAGCCCUGAUGAUGAGAUGCUGGUGACAGGUAGUCGUGCCUUGCUCUUGAAACAAUGGGACUGGAAAGAGAAUAUGUGUAUUCGUACAUGGAAAGCUAUUCACACCAGUCCAGUGGCGAGCAUGGCUUUUGACUCUACCUCAACUUUAUUGGCCACAGGUGGAUGUGACAGUACUAUCAAGAUCUGGGAUGUUAUCAAGCAGUACUGCACACACAAUCUGAAGGGUUCCUGUGGAGUUGUCCACCUUGUUGAAUUUCACCCUGAUAUCUCACGACUUCAACUUUUCUCCUCUUCAAUGGACAAUAAAAUCCGACUUUGGAGCCUGAAUACCAGCAAGUGCAUUGUGGUGCUGGAUGCCCACUACAGUGCUGUGACUUCCUUGGCUUUCACUUUAGAUGGCAACACUCUUGUCAGCUCCGGCCGAGAUAAAAUAUGUACCGUAUGGGACUUAGCAACCUACAAAUCACAGAGAACAAUUCCUGUGUUUGAGACUGUGGAAGCGGUAAUGUUGCUCCCAGAAGAUGAGGAUUUCACUCCCUUGGGGGUGAUGAGCAAAGGACAACAUUUUAUCACAGCGGGCAGCAAAGGGAUCCUUCGAAUUUGGGAAGCUCGUUCUGGAAAGUGCAUAUAUUCUCAGCGUGUGCCUGGUAAACCGAGAGAGGAAGUGGAAGAUAACGCAGAUGAGCAGACGCUGACUCACUGCAUGCUUGUCCCGGCAACAAGGAAGUUAACCACUGUCACAGCCGAACAUAAUAUCCUCAUCUAUGACCUGUGUACUCUGAAACUUGAGCGCCAGUUUGUUGGUUAUAACGAUGAGGUGCUGGACGUAAAAUUCCUGGGGCUUUCUGACACACACAUUGUGGUAGCUACAAACAGUCCACAGCUGAAAGUCUUUGAGCUGGCAACAUUAAAUUGUCAAGUCCUAUAUGGGCACUCAGACACUGUAUUAGCUCUGGAUGUUUUUGAAAAAGCGACCAGAUUUGCCAGCUGUUCUAAGGACAAAACUAUUCGAGUCUGGAGAAUGAAUAAGGAGACGGGCAAGGUGAAAUGUGUGGCACAGGGGUUAGGACAUGCUCACUCUGUUGGCGUUAUUUCUUGCUCACGAUUGAAAACGAAUUUCAUCGUGAGUGGAAGCCAGGAUUGCACCGUAAAGCUGUGGAACGUCACAAAACCCCCAGCAGCUCAGAGCGAGGAGCAAACCGCGGAGCCUGAAGCCCUUCAUGCUGCUUUGACCGAGAAGGCUCACGACAAAGACAUAAACAGCGUGGUUGUUUCUCCGAACGACAAGCUGAUAGCAACGGGCUCGCAGGACAGGACCGCAAAGCUCUGGUCUCGUUCCAACUUCUCACUCCUGGGAGUAUUCCGAGGCCACAAACGUGGGAUUUGGUGCGUCCAGUUUUCCCCUGUGGACCAAAUCCUUGGCACCUCGUCAGCAGACGGCACCGUCAAACUGUGGGGGCUUCAGGACUUCAACUGUUUAAAGACGUUUGAAGGCCACGAUGCAUCGGUACUGAAAAUAAUUUUCGUCAGCCGUGGAACUCAGCUGUUGACCAGCGGGUCUGAUGGUCUCCUGAAGCUCUGGACCAUUAAAACGAACGAAUGUGUAAAAACAAUAGAUGCCCAUGAGAAUAAGGUGUGGGGUUUGCAUUCUGACAAGAAAGAUGACUUGGUUGUCACUGGAUCAGGAGAUUCAUGCAUUAUUAUCUGGAAGGAUGUCACCGAGAUGGAGCUUGCAGAAGAGCAGGCCAAACAGGAAGAGCAAAUUUUGAAGCGACAAGAAUUAUCUAAUUUAUUGCAUGAGAAGAAAUACUUGAAAGCUUUGGGAUUGGCCAUCUCUUUGGACCAUCCCCAAACAGUACUCUCCGUGAUUAAAGCUCUUCUCGGCGAUUGUAAUGGGCAGGAAAAACUGGAAUCAAUAAUACUCAAAUUGCGACAAGAUCAAAAAGAGUCGAUAUUAAAGUUCAGCAUGGUGUGGAACACCAACUCUAGAAACUGUCACGAGGCUCAACAUGUCAUCCAGAUCCUCCUGAGAAACGAAUCUCCUGACCAUCUUCUUCAGUACGGUGGUGUGAAAGCUGCUCUGGAAGGACUAAUCCCCUAUUCUGAGCGGCACUUCCAGAGAAUCAACAGAUUGUUGCAGGCUUCGAUGUUUUUGGAUUAUAUGUGGCAGAAUAUGAGACUGACUGGUAAAUCCAGUGAUCCUGACCUACAGACUGAAGAAAUGGAGAUAGAGCCAUCAACGCCAAUGGACAGAACAGCUCCUUGGAACAAAAGUGCGAUGAUUACCCAAAAAAUCAACGACAGCGAGUCUGAAGAAAGUGAAGGUUACGAUAGCGACUCCAUUGCAUCAGACGAAGGAAGUUGCAACAAACAGAGGCGUCUCCAUGCAGCUGGGGAGUUCUUCAAAGAGAAUUUGGAGCCACAGUUAGAAUAUACGAGUGGCUCGGAGGAAGACGAGGAUGCUGGGGAUCAGAUGGAAAAGACAAUUGUGGAAAAAGUGAAACCAAACCAACCUCGCAUCAAAAAUAUAUCAAAGUCUCUCAAAAUGAAAUGACGCUUUGUCAAGGCUUCGGAAAGGCUGCAGUCUUCAGGAUGUGCUGUAAACUCUCUGCAUAUGAACUGAUUUGCAAUUAGUCCUAACUUUGAUGCUUAAUGCCAGGCAUUGGGAGUUUUAAACCAUAUAAUUCAUGAGUUCCUUUCCUCUCUGGGGAAAAUAAGUUCAGAAGUGAUGGGAGCAGAAUUAAAGAGCCAAUAAUGUUUCAUUGUCUAAUAGUCCCAGAUAAGAACAAUGGAAUUCUUGCAGCAGCACAACAGAAUAUGUAUGAAUUAGGCCAUUCAGCCCAUCAAGUCUACUCUGGCAAUCAAUCAUGGCUGAUCUAACUCUCCCCUUCAACCCCAUUCUCCUGCCUUCUCCCCAUGACCCCUGAUGUUGCUUUAAAAAUGGCAAUUCCAAUUUUAUACUUUCAGACCACAAAUUUACAAUAAAGUUUCCAUCUUGCUAAACACUUUUUUAAAGGUGAUAUCUUGAUGAACACCAUUGCGUAAAACAUUGGUUUUCACACUAUAAACGCUAACUGCUCAUUUUAAUAUUAGUGAUAAUAAAAAGGACAAUUUAAUUUUU